This is a messenger RNA of Aspergillus aculeatus ATCC 16872, 1170 nucleotides long. RefSeq names its product cytochrome b561 domain-containing protein. Gene Ontology annotation, molecular function: transmembrane monodehydroascorbate reductase activity. The coding region runs from base 165 to 896 and encodes 243 amino acids. Lineage: Eukaryota; Fungi; Ascomycota; Eurotiomycetes; Eurotiales; Aspergillaceae. The record is from RefSeq and is a predicted model, not a curated record. The transcript is spliced from 4 exons.
CAAUUCAUCAUUUUCCUCCCCACAUUCGUCAUGCUCGCUUCGGACGCUCUGACAUAUAACCCCCUGUCCAUUGGCCACUUCCAACACCACCACGAUUAUUGAUCGAUAUCCUAUACUUCUGAGUUUCAUUCUUUGAGCCAUACUGUAACAACUCCAACGCCCUCAUGGCCUCCGCCACAGGCAUCCCCCAGCUGCAUCCUGACAGCAUCGAUUCCCGCGAGGACUCUCCCCUGUUGUCUACUCCCGGCAAUGGGCCUCAGUCCGACGACGACAAUGCUUCUCUGUAUCCCAACCUCUUCCGAGGUACUGCCCUCGCUGCCCAAGUAGGCAUCUGGCUGAUCAUCAUCCUCGUGUGGACCGGCAUCCUCUCGCAUCCUCUCAUCUUCUUCUCCCCGCACCCACUCCUCAACUCCGCCGCCCUCCUCCUCCAAAUCCAGGCCACCCUCAUCCUCCAACCCACCGCCACCGCCGUCCAGAAACGCCGCGGCACCGUCAUCCACUACACCAUCCAAGCCCUGAGCGUGCUGGGCUUCCUGGCCGCGUUUCUCAUCAUCGAGAUCAACAAGGGCGAUCACGCCCGCUUUACCUCCCCGCACGGCGUGCUGGGGCUGGUCACCUACAUCGUGAUCAUCCUGCAGGCUGCCGGCGGCGUGGUGCAGUACUUCCUGCCCCGACAGGUGUUGGGCAGUGUCGACCGCGGCAAGACCCUGUACAAGUACCACCGCCAGUCCGGGUAUCUGCUACUGGGGCUGGAGCUGGCGACGGUGGCCGCGGCGACGCAGACGACGUACAACCUCAAUGUGUUGGAUAUCCCGCUGUGGGGGGUGCUGAUUGGGGCGGUUUUGGUGGUGGUGGGCGUUGGGGCGAGGGUUCGGAAGCAUAAAUUGGGGUUUUAGGGGUGAAGACCUCGGGGGAAUACAAUAUGGGUUUGGAGGGGGAGAGGAGGAGGGGUAUGGUAUAGUUGGUUUGGUUUGGUGCGUGGGGGUGAUGGUGAGGGCUAUAUGAGUGAGUGGCUUGGGAUGUGAUAUGAUUGUGGUACAGAUUGUCUCUCCGCAUAGCAUGUAUGUAUGUCAUGAUUGGGUUUUUCUAGAGAUGUUUCCACCUUAUCAAUGGGUGGGUUAUUCAUGUCCCUACUAGUGAAUGAUUACUUCAAAUGAAGAGCCUUGCUCC